GCGACCGUUGAAAGGCGCGCAUGUUGAGUUUGAAAAAAGUAUUUCGCUAAGCAACUUUUCCAUCUUUCGCGCCACAAACGCAUUCAAGUGACUAGAGUGAUCCAACAAAGAAUUCAAUCAAGGAUUUCAUUUGUACAAUUUAAAAACUCCAAAGAGAAGCUUCUUUUAUUUAGUGCAAUUUUCAUGGUUUACAUGAAAUACUUGGUGAUACAGUGGUUAAUUAUUACUUGUCUUUUAUCAUAGCAUUUGGCUCAUUUCUCUAGGAGUUAUGUAGUUCUAAUGAGAUACAAUACUGUGCUUAUGCUAUUAAUAGUGCAAAUGAAGUGUGAAUUGAUGAAUCCAUGUUAAUAAUUUGUGCCAAAUUUAUUAUAAGUGAUUGAAGCUAAUCUGUGUUCCAUACCGAUUUUGGAGUAUUUACUUAUUCAUCAAGUUUUUUUCCAAAAUAGUGGUGUAUUGAUGAAAAUUUAUUAUUAAAUUCAGUUGUAACAACUUGUUAAUAUAGAGUGAAAAUUCUUGUUUAAUUAGUGGUAUGAAGACAAGUAAUUGAGAUGUACUACUUGUGGUGAAAUUUUGGGGUUGAUGGGUAUAACCGAAACUUUACUAGUGAGUUAAAGCGCGUGUUAAGCACGUGCUCUAGUUACCCCUCGUGGGCUGAUAACAUUUUUACAACCUGCGCCAAGUGGAUUACGGACGUGAAUGAGGAAUUACCGUGGUGAUUUACGUCAAUAUGGAUACGAGACAGCAGUUUAGGAUCAUGCUAUCAAUCUGGAUAAAACUCCUGAUCUUUCUGUUGAUCAGUGUAUUGUCACCAGUACACGCAACAGAGGAAGACCAGGUCGACACGCACGAAGGCUCUAACGUUAUACUAAAAUGUCGAUUCCCGCCUGUCCUGCAGAACGCUACAAGUUUUUGGCUCACACAUACCAACAAUGACCAUGACAAUGCAGCGAUAGACAAUACAUCUCUGUCACCCAACUACAAGGUAUACUUGAAUCUCACUGAAGGUCGGUAUGACCUGGAGAUUCGAAAUGUCUCAUACGAGCUUAACAAUGGCAAGUAUGAGUGUCGUAUAAAAGACAGUAGAAGUGGUUAUAAUCUACAUCACAAGAAUGUCACUUUGACGGUAUUGAGAGCACCAGGACCUCCACAUAUAUCACCUACAUCAACCACAGCCACUGAGGGAAGUCGUCUUGAACUACGAUGCAACACUGAAGGAGGUAGUCCAGAGCCUGAUGUCACAUGGUAUCGUGACAAUAGUCGCAGCCUUCUUCACAGAGGCCGUAUACUUGAAAUGGUUCCUACAAGAAAUGAUGAUGGCGCUAUCCUACGAUGUGUCGUUCGCAAUCGUGCUAUGCCCGAGGGACAGACGCUCAAUGCAUCUAUACAGCUGGAUGUCAAUUACUUCCCUCGAGUGUCUGUGGGACCAGCAAAUCCUCUAAAGGUUGAGGCCAACACCACGGCCGUACUUAAAUGUAAUGUCGAUUCCAAACCCGGUGUUAGUAGAGUUCGUUGGAUCAAAGAUGGAAAGAGCUUCAUCGCCACCACUUUCGAACAUACUAUCCAUCGAGUAACACUUCAAGAUGCUGGAAAGUAUACGUGUGAAGCUGAUAACUAUCUAAGCAGUAAAGGAGAAGCCUCACUAUAUUUGGAUGUCCUCUAUCCACCUACUGUCUUCAUCGAAGGUGAUCGCAUUAGAAUUGCUGAGGUAGAUGACACGAUAACCGUUCACUGCAAUGUCACAGCUAAUCCAAAAGCUUCUAUCAUUGAGUGGACAAGCGACGAACGUCCAGAAUUUCGUCAAUCUGGUCCUCUACUACGUCUCAGUCGUGUUACUGCUGAUCACGCUGCGAAUUAUAGUUGUCGAGCAGUUAAUACAAUGCAUCCAACUGGAGGACAAAUUCAGAAUCAUUCUGCAAGUGCUCGCGUUACUAUUCGCAUACGUCACAAGCCAGGUCCAGCUAAAGUUACGCCAGAUUCGCCUGUAGCAGUUGAGAAUUCUCGAGUUAUACUGACAUGCAACGCUAACCCUCCUGGAUAUCCAGAACCACAAUAUAAAUGGUGGAAAGAAGGCGAAGACGAUGUCAUGCAGCUUCAAAGAUCCGGUUCUCAAUUUGUUAUUAAUUCAGUCAAUCUUGGAAGUGACGGCGUUUAUAAGUGUCAUGCUAUGAAUGAAGUUGGAACUGGUGAAGCAGCUUCUGUCACACUUACUGUUCAUCAACAACCAAAAAUUUUGUCAAAAUUAAAUCCUCACGUCACUAGAACAGUUGGAGAAUCAUCUUUCGAAGUAACUUGCGUGGCUCAAGGCAAACCUAGACCAGUAGUGCGUUGGUUAAAAUCUGAUGAAGAGCUCACAGCCAAUGAUGGUCUCUAUAAAGUUGAAACCUUUACAUCAGUAGGCCAUGGAAAUGUUUCUAUUGUUAAUUCUACCUUGAGCUUCUUGGGACACAAUCGUCCUCAUACAGAUGAAAUAAUUGCAAGUGAUCGUGGCAAAUAUAAAUGUGUUUUUCACAAUGAAGUGAAGAAAGUUGAAUCAGAGAUGUUACUGAAAGUGGAACAUCCACCAAUAGUUUUACAUAAACACAAUAAAGUUGCUUAUAAUUUGAGAGAGACAGCUGAAGUAACUUGCCAAGUUCAAGCUUGGCCAAAGCCAGAAUUUCACUGGAAAUUUGGAUCAAAUUCUGUAUCGCUUCAGGGCUCAUCUAGUGAUGGACAUUACGAGAUAUGGACGACAAAUGAACAAGGAGACGAUAUAUACACAUCGAUAUUAAAGAUAACAAAUAUCAGAGAAUUAGAUUAUAACAACUAUAGUUGUCAUGCUAUAAAUGACCAGGGAAUAACUACCUCAGUAAUUACUCUUCAACCAAAAGGUGCACCAGAGAAGCCAACUAAUCUCUCUGCAACAUAUAUCGGUCCAAAUUAUGUGACAUUACAGUGGGAAAUCGGUUUCGAUGGUGGAAUUCCUAUCACUAAAUACUUUGUGUCUUAUCGCCGUAUCCCUGGUGAGGAUGAUACCAUAGCUCCAGAUUGUGCAUCUCCACGAAGCAACCCUCCGGGUCAAUGGUCGGAGAGAGACUGUGGUCGCAAUAAUCCUUGCAAUAUAACUGAUCUCGACCAACAUCGAAAGUACGCUUUCAAAGUGAAGGCAUACAAUACUAAAAAUCACUCGGAUUAUUCUGAAGAAAAAAUUUUCACCACUACUGUAGCUAAAAUCCCAGCACCUCAGAGAGUAAGCUUCGACCCGGAAAGUGGCAGUCUGGUUAUCACCGCGGGUCCUACUUGUCUUUCUGUCGUAGCCUUUAUCGAAAGAUUCGAAGGCGGAUCGAACGAUCCCUGGAGAAUAGUUAACGAGUGGCCCCUCGAGGUUCUCGGCAGUGCGCCAACUACCAAAGAUGGUAUUCUCGAUGACCCGGAAACAUCGCACACAGAACCACGUCUCAGGGUCAGACUUUGUCUCCAAUCCGAUAAACAAAAGUGUGGAGAAUACACUGAAGCUGAGAUUGGACUGUCCUAUAUAGCUCAAGCAGGAGCAUUGGCAACACCAACUUUGAUAGCACUAGUAGUCAGCGGUGCAGUAUUUCUUCUCUUCGCUGCUUUAUUACUUUUGUUCUGUCGCUGUCGAAGGAAGCACGCCGCAAAAGCCAAAGACUACGAAAUGGAUUCUAACACGGUUCGCCCGAGCUUGGUCACCGGAAAUGGACAACAGACACAAGCACCGCCACCCUAUUAUGCAGAGAACAAAGCGCUAGAGCAUAGCUUAGAUCGAGCGUUAGCUAUGGAAGACUCUAAGACGCCAGCUUACGCCCAGCCGGGUUAUAAUUGGCGGCAACCCAAUCAUAAUAUCAACGGUGAGAAUGGUGUCAACAUGGGAUACUUGGACAAUAGCUAUUCAAACUCAAAUAACGGCGGAUCCGUCAACUCCCAGGACUCUAUUUGGCAGAUGAAGUCAGCCGCGGCCAAUGGUGCAAAUCCCCCAUACGAUCUUGGAGGAUAUGCUCCAACCGAGUCUGAUUAUCCUACCCACCCACACUAUCUACCACAACGUGAGGAUUACCGCGAGAACCACAACUUGAGUCGACAACAAUUCUGUCCAGAGCCAUUUGCUACCGUUGUAAAGUCUCAAAAGCAUGUUGAUUCGCCGUACGACGUGUCUGGACUGCCUUAUCAAGAAGCGUACGAUGAGGAUACAAAGCCACCUCAACAAGUUAGCCUCUCGUACGAUGAAAGUCUAGAGUCCGGUUAUUCCACUCCCAACGGCCGACGACCAAGAAUUAUAAGGGAGAUAAUUGUCUGAGAUCAGCCUACCGGCUCGCGAGCCGGUAAAUCGCG
This is a messenger RNA of Chelonus insularis, 4326 nucleotides long. It is a transcript of the gene ed, whose product is annotated as echinoid. Gene Ontology annotation, molecular function: cell adhesion molecule binding. NCBI's taxonomy places the organism in Eukaryota, Metazoa, Arthropoda, Insecta, Hymenoptera, Braconidae. Gene Ontology annotation, biological process: cell-cell adhesion. Gene Ontology annotation, cellular component: cell-cell junction; plasma membrane. The record is from RefSeq and is a predicted model, not a curated record. The coding region runs from base 728 to 4291 and encodes 1187 amino acids. The transcript has 7 exons.